CGACGACGUCACUGGUUGCGGUCUCAGCAGGCUUAGUUAACCAUCAGGCGGCCAAGCAAGCAAGACACACUGGGACCUUCCGCUCUUAAAUUUCAUUUAUCACGAACAUAAUGAUGGGAAGGUUCCUUGUCCUGGUAGCAUUGUCACUCGUGCUGCAGAGUGUGCAUCUUGUACUGGGUGAUGACCCAGACAACAGUAUAAUCCUGGAUGAUGAUAAAUUCACGCCAAAAGAAAUACUGUUCUUGUUAAAGUACAUCGGUCUAAACCCCGAAUUGGCUACAAAAUACACUGAUAUGAUAAUGAAGAACAGUGACGCGAAUGGAGAUGGCGUCAUAGAACAACCAGGAAACUUGGUCAAUGUAAACGUAGCAGUUAACAUGCGAAUUAAAAACACUAAAUUAGAGGAAGACAUGGGUUUGAUGGACUAAUUCAUUUUAAAGUUACCUCCACUAUUUCGAGCUAUUUAACGUAUUGUUUUGUAAAUGAGGUAUGUGGACUUUGACGGAAAUCCUACAUUUUAUUUUAUUUUCGAUGGUAGCCUAGCUGCUUUCUAUAUUUCGUUGUCAUGAAUUUCUAGUUUAUAAGCUUUUGUUGAACAAAUGCUAUAAAACAAUUUAUUGUACAUUAAAGAGAAAAAAUAAG
This is a messenger RNA of Mizuhopecten yessoensis (Yesso scallop), 642 nucleotides long. RefSeq lists its product as uncharacterized. The record is from RefSeq and is a predicted model, not a curated record. The coding region runs from base 111 to 428 and encodes 105 amino acids. NCBI's taxonomy places the organism in Eukaryota, Metazoa, Mollusca, Bivalvia, Pectinida, Pectinidae. The transcript has 5 exons.